AUGAUUACUCGGUUACACGCCAUGUAUCAGGGAUCCAGAAAGAUGCUCAUCUUUCUCGUUCUCGUAUUUCUGGCCAUCACGAUUGCUUGCAUGGUGAUUGUUAUAAAGCAAAGCAUUCAUGUUUCGUGGUAUGAGGUCGUCCGCUCUGGCACCUAUCACUGUGCAGCCCAGGGACUCGACGACUCCAUUCUAAUUGCCAAAAGUUGGAUACUCACCACUGUAUGGGAGGUCCUUGCACUGUGCCUCGCAGUCUGGGUUGCUGUACAACACUUCCGGGAACUGCAACGAUCGUCGACAGGAACAACCGUCAGGGACUGUUUCACGGUGCUAAUAAAAGCCCACGUACUUUACUUUGCAGCCUUUGUUGCUGUUUCUUGCUUCAACCUCGGCUUGCUGUCCCCAGGAGUGAUCUCGGAAUCGUUCCCCGGGGGACUUGGGGUUUACAAUGGCAUUCUUAGAAUUAUCUCGCUUGUGCAAAUGUUUGUGCUGGGCCCACGUCUCGUCCUUAGCAUUCGAGAAUACCACGCUACGCUUGUGGCCACCUCUGACGAAGGAACUGGCAUGUCUACCAUUGCUUUCCAGGAGCGCCUACAGGUGUCAACCUGCAGUGGUGUGUAG
Messenger RNA from Suillus paluster, 618 nucleotides. RefSeq lists its product as uncharacterized. The transcript has 4 exons. The record is from RefSeq and is a predicted model, not a curated record. Lineage: Eukaryota; Fungi; Basidiomycota; Agaricomycetes; Boletales; Suillaceae. The coding region runs from base 1 to 618 and encodes 205 amino acids.